Salpingoeca rosetta is the source of this 1075-nucleotide messenger RNA. RefSeq lists its product as uncharacterized. The transcript is spliced from 7 exons. The record is from RefSeq and is a predicted model, not a curated record. Gene Ontology annotation, biological process: nervous system development; cilium assembly; lipoprotein transport. Gene Ontology annotation, molecular function: lipid binding. Bases 56 to 682 code for a protein of 208 amino acids. NCBI's taxonomy places the organism in Eukaryota, Choanoflagellata, Craspedida, Salpingoecidae. Gene Ontology annotation, cellular component: cilium.
CGAGAGCGGUAAAACAAACAACAACCGAAAAAACGGCAGCAGAGCAGCAAAAGAGAUGGCAACCAAGGGCGUUGGGAGCUUCUUGAAGAAGGCCGCACGCGGCCGCGUCGUGAGCGAGAGGAACCUUGCCACAAAGGAGACGAUUACCCCUGAGGAAGUCCUCGGCCUGCAAGCUCCAACCACACAGUUCCUGUGCGAGCCGUCAGCCAACAUCUAUGGCAUUGAGUUUGUGGCCUUCAAGCUGCGAGACAUGGAAAGUGGAAAUGUGCUGGUCAACCUCGGCCCUGGCAUCCCCGAUUCUGAAGCUAUGGCUGUGGUUGGCGCGGACAAUAGCGGGCGCUUCGUGCGAUACCAAUUUCGACCCGACUUCUUCGACCUCAAGUCUGUCGGCGCAAGCGUGACGUUCUGUGUUGGCGAUAAGCCUGUGCCCAACUUCCGCAUGAUCGAGCGCCACUUCUUCGGCAACAAGCUGAUCAAGAGUUUCGACUUUGACUUUGGAUUCUGCAUUCCAGAGUCCACCAACACGUGCGAACACAUCUACGAGCUGCCCAAGCUCCCUAAGGCUGACAUCGACGCCAUGAUUGCCACGCCAUAUGCCACCAAGUCUGACAGUUUCUACUUUGUUGACGGGAAGCUCGUCAUGCACAACAAGGCAGAGUAUGCCUACGACGGGACCUUCUAGCUGCUGUCGCAUGCUGUGCAGUGGCAGGAGUGCUUGAGUGUGCAUCCUUGUGUGGCUAUGUUGCAGUGUAUGGGUGGUGGAUCGAUUGGUUUGCAUAGAUCUGUGUGUGUGUGCGUAUGUGUGUGUGUGUGUGUUCGUUCGCAGCUGUGGUGGAUUCACAUUGCAGUGUGCAAGACGGCUGCUGUCGUGGUGCGGUGGAGCUCUCAGAAAAGCACUGCCGUGUGCUACAUCGGAGUGUGCAUGUAUGUGUGUGCGUGUGUGCGAAACUUAACUUGAGUGUGAAUGAGAAGUGUUUUUGUAGUGCGUGCGUGUGCACAUAGUGUUAAAGGCAGGACAGGUGUGUCCUGAUGACAGUAAAGACACGUCGCUCGCUCAAUACAUCGCUUCGACCAC